Clarias gariepinus (North African catfish) is the source of this 2096-nucleotide messenger RNA. RefSeq lists its product as uncharacterized. The transcript is spliced from 5 exons. The record is from RefSeq and is a predicted model, not a curated record. Gene Ontology annotation, biological process: response to bacterium. NCBI's taxonomy places the organism in Eukaryota, Metazoa, Chordata, Actinopteri, Siluriformes, Clariidae. The coding region runs from base 188 to 853 and encodes 221 amino acids.
UCAUGUGACUCAUCACAGCAUCAGAAUAGACAAGAAUUCACUGUGAGCUUCACAUCUCAUUACAGCUAAUGGACCAAUCAAAUCAGUCCACAGCUUCAAAACAUCCAAUCAGGCGUGAGUCUGGACCUGGUUUUCUACUGAACACACAAGUUCAUUACCUCACUAUCACUUUGUCUAAACAGGAACGAUGAUCACACUCUUUGUGGCUCUUUACUCUCUGCUUUGUCUCUGCACAACUGGAAACACUUCUGACAUCAAGGAGUUUCAAGUAAAAACAGUAAAGCGUGGACAAGCUGUAACUAUGGAGUGUAACGUCAAAAGCAGAAGUAAUUUAGCUUGGUACAGACAGAGUUUUGGAAAAGUGCCUCAGGUUUUUGCGAGACAGUACGGUGGCCCUCCUGGCUACCUAUUUUUUGAGGGAUUUAUUGAUAACCGCUUCAGUGUUACUGUAAAAGACCAAAAGUUUGAUCUCAACAUUAAUGAAACAAGAGAAGAUGAUGGAGGAGAAUAUUUCUGUGGAUAUGUGGACGGAAGUACAGUAAAGUUCACAUCUGGAACACGUCUGCAGUUUGAAGGUGAAGAGAUGAAACCCUGUCCUACACCUGGAACACUUAACAAGAACACACACUCUGUUACACACCAGGGUUCAAACAGCAGAGAUGGAGAAGGUAAAGAGAUGAAACCCUGUUCUACACCUGGAACACACGACAUCACACCUCCUGAUACAGGUUCCAGCUCUACUGAUCAGAUGCGUGUGCUGUUCUGGCUCUCUGUUUCUAGAGUUGGAGUUCUUGUCUUCAUUAUUUUUCCAACGAUGCUGAUUGUUUACAAAUUAAAAUACAAAUUUUCAUAAAAUGGAAGAAAUACUGAUAGUCUGUUAGAUUUAACUAAAGCUAUUCACUAUGAAAAGGGUUAAAAUGUUUUUUAUUUAUGAUUUGAUAUAUAAUCUGGUGUUUACAAUAGACUUAAAAAUACAAUGACAUCAGUGUGAACCUGCAGAAUACCUGUGAUUUAUUUAUCUUUUCCCUUUUCAGACAGUGAUGUACUUAAAUAUGUAUAGAAGAGCAUUUCAUUCAGCAAAGUGCAAAUAACAUUUCUAAAAAACAUUCAUUCCUCAAUAAUAUUUUAUUGUUGUUGUUUUAAUGUUAUUACUGAUUGGUGUUUCUUACUGUAACUUUGGGCUGCUUUUACUAGUAGUUCUGUAAUCACUUCAUUUCAACAUGUAUUACUCCCUGAUACUAUAUUAAUAAGAAAUCUUGAGAGGAAGCAGACUGAGAAGAGAACUCAUCCUUAUCUGGGUGUCAGCAGGUUAUAAAUAACUUCUCAUCUAGAACUGUAUACUAUAAUGUCACAAAUGCAGAAAAAUUCAGGAACUUGUGAGUUUAUGAGAAACUUCUGAAUAUCAGCAUUCGGUCAGUCAUUUCUGAAUUCAUUAGAGUUUUAAUUUAAAACUAAGUUGUGUUGCAGUUAUCAACUGUUGAGUAAUUUGAGUUAAGCCUGUUUGUAUCAUUUGCAGUUCUGAGGUUCUCCAACAUCACAGCAUAUUUAUGGUUUCCAUGUGGUUCCAUCAAAUUUCGGGUGUCCUCAUGAGGCCUUACCAACUGUAAGAGAUGUUUAGAUGAUGAGAACUCCAACCAGAAGUAAGGCAUCAGGGUGGUUCAAUCAGGUCAAGAAAACCAAAACCUCAGGAGUAGCGCGUGAAGUGAUCCAGACCCCCUAUGUCCUCUGGACCUGUCUGACUCGUCCUGGUGUCCCUCUUCUUCUGGUUGGAGAUCUCGUCACAUGGAUGCCCCGUGUGGUCUGUCUGGGAUGUGUGUGGUGACUGGGGACGGUUCCACUUGAAGACGGUCCUGUCCUUGGCUGAUGCAGACAGCUGUUCUCUAAGGACUCGUGACUUCAGUCACUCGAUAGUCCAGGACUGGAGUUUCCUACAGUCUACCUGAGCCUCCAAUAACGAACUGGACUCCAUAUGAACUUAACCCUCAUGAUGUGUUCCAGUUUCCUCUCUAAAAAAGUGCAGUAAAUUUUAUUCAUUUCUCAUGAGGUUUAAUGACUUUGUUCACACAUGGCAUUUGAACACAUCUAAUAAAUUUCAA